Messenger RNA from Passer domesticus (house sparrow), 3016 nucleotides. RefSeq lists its product as uncharacterized. The coding region runs from base 124 to 543 and encodes 139 amino acids. The record is from RefSeq and is a predicted model, not a curated record. NCBI's taxonomy places the organism in Eukaryota, Metazoa, Chordata, Aves, Passeriformes, Passeridae. The transcript has 5 exons.
UCUACAAUUAAAUAUUCUAGCAUAAAUAUAAAAGAAAAUCAGAGAUGGGAAAGAUUGACUCACGAGAGAUUGGAGAGGUAGAUUCGCACGGUGAUAGUGCAAGCAGCUUGCUUCUAAUUAAAUAUGCGACUGAGUCUCAAAGCAUUUGCUUUCAGCCGCAGACAGAAGAAGCUGCCCAAGAAUGGAAAGGAAGAAAUAUAUCACAUCAUCUGUCUGUCCACAGGCUUUCCUCUGGGCUUAUGGAGAUUUCCUAGGGGUAAUUAUUUCCCACUGACUCAGACCACAGGACAGUGUGAGCACCUAACAAAUAGUGUGAGGCUGAUAUGGAGAAUAUGCCAAGUCAACUGGAUGAGUCAGCACAGGCAGCACAAUGGACUGCAGUUAAGAGCUAGGGCUAGGACUUGGAGGAUGUGUAGGCAAACGGAAAGAGAGCCGGGGGAAGAAAAACCGAAAUGGAUUCAUUCUCUGUCCUGGAUGGAGGAGGAGAGGAGAGGAGAAGAGAAGGGGACGUGCGAGCUUCCUUCAACUGCCUCUGUCCGGUGAAAAGUGCUCAGACCCCCGGGGCUGCGCCGGACUCGGAGCCCGCGCGGACUUUGGCGUGGAGCUGCCAAUCAAACGGCUCGCAGCCGCCACCCUGCCCUGGCACCGACAUCCAGCUUCCCGGUCUGCCUCUGCUUCCGCCCACCCGUGUGUGUAUUCCCAACCAAGCAAGCCUCCAUACCCAGAGGAAAGGCACAAAACGCCCCAAAAGAGCCAUCGCCCUCACCUUAUUUCCUAUAUUGCACUAUUAUGUAUAUAUGCCAGUUUAUUGCGCCGAUAAUUAAAAGCGUUAAUUAAAAUAGAGCCGUAAAUACUCCCGAUAGCACAGUUGUUAGGCAUUUCCCAUCCUUUAUUCGUACGAUAAAUGCAAUUAGGAAAGGGCCAGGCCCCGCAAGGCUCUCGGCGAGCACCGGGCAGCCCACGGUGCCUGGUCCUGCGCGGAGCUCCGGGCCGUGCACCCCACGCACCUCCCGCAGCUGCAGCCGGAGCAAAAAUAACCCCUUGCCUGCGCACCGCCAGCCCUCGCUUAUCGGUUCAGCACAAUGAGCAAGCACCUACACCGCCCACCCACCCCCUUUAAAAAAAAAAAUUCAAAAUAAUUAUCCCUAAAAUUAUUUUUUAAUAACUUUAUCAACUGGAGACCAAAGGGAGAACAAUAAGGCAGUUAACAGCCGCCGCGCGCUCAGGAGUGUCUGGACAAUCCCAAUCCGGUUAUACCCCACUUCUCGUCAUUUGCACCCAUUUUUCGACGGUUUAACCUAUCACUUAUCAUGGGGUUAUAUAUACAUUUUCGAAUUAAGCGCAUUGGACCCGUUAGGAUUUAUUUGCAUAAUCUCCGCACAUUAGGAAAAAAAAAGAAAAAAAAAAGAAAAAAAAAGGAGAUGCGUCCCUGUCCGCCGGCGGUUUAUUAUUGUUAUUCUUUGUUGUUGUUGUUAUUAUUAUUAUUGUUAUUCCUUCGGGGUGUCCUUCCCGCUCCCUUCCCCCGGCCCUCGCGCGGCUCCCGGCGGCGCUCCCGCCCGGGGCGCGGCCGGGCCGGCAGGGGGCGCCGCAGCGCCGCGGCUGAGGCCGUCGGGGCGCCCCGCGCUGCCCCGGCCCCCGCGCCGCGCCCCGGCCGCGCUCCGGCCCCCGCCGCUCCCCCGCGGCUGCCCCGCCGCCCCGCACCCCCUCCGGCUCCACGCCGUGAGCGCCAUCGCACCGAAAGGCGGAGCAACCCCGUCGAGGCAGGGGAGGCGCGGAGCGGCGCGGGGGAGCGCGGCCAGGGCGGCGAGCGGCUCCCCCCCGCUCCCGCUCCCUCCGCGUCCUCUCUCCCCUCCUUCCUUUGUCGUCAAGUGCGGUUUAGCAACAAAGAUCCCAACAAGAGAGUGGAAGUAAACUUAGCCGGGGCUUUGUGCGGCCCGUGUAGUGACAACAAGGGAAACAAAACUACGUGUUUGUAGCGCCCGGCCGUCCCCUCAGCCCCGCGCUGCGCCCACCCGGCGCCGCCGGCGGCCCGCAGCGGGCGCGGGGUGACGGAGCCGCCGGGGCCAGCGGCGGACGGAGCGCGGCCCGGACCCCUCCCCAGCUUCUGCAGAGGGGUCCCGGCCCCGCUUUGUGCUCGGCGGGGAUGGCAUGUGGGAAAGCCGUGUUUGCACUGGACAUCCCCCUCCCGCGAGGCCGGAGGCCGGGGGGAAGGGCUUGGCGCGCUGCGGCGCGGCCGCACGGAGCAGGGCCCGGGGAGGGCCGGGAGACGGCCCAGCCUCUGCCCGGGCGGUGCGCGGCGAGCUCCGCUCCCCGGCGGCGGCAGCAGCAGGGCCCGGCCGGGGGCUCCGCCUCACGGGGACUGCACGGCCUGGACGGGGCGAGCGAGGCACACGCAGGGCCCAGCCGGGCGGGCCCUCUGUCCCGAGGGGCACCGCCACAGGGCUGGGGGAAGCCGUUCCCGCUCCGCUCCCCCCAUGGCUUCUCCUAGCCCCAAGCCAACACCAACUUAAAGGGGGAAAAAAAAAAGAAAAGAAAAAAAAAAAAAAACCACCACGUAGCAACAAUGCUGUUUACCCACUUCCUCCAAAAGGCGUGUGUGACCUGUUGCUGGAAGGGGAGAUACAAAGGCUCCCAGUGGCCGCCCGGGCCGCCCCCGGGCCCGCCUCCCCGCCGAGCCGUCCCGGCGCGCCCAGCCCCCGCCCCGUUUCAUGCAAAACCAGGGGAAGAGACUUGUCCUCAGUGGCGGAGCCGCCGCGCGCUGAUUGGCCGGAGCGAACGCAUUUAUUGCCUGACAAGCCCCCAUCACAUGGAUGGUUGUCUAUUAACUUGUUCAAAAAAGUAUCAGGAGUUGUCAAGGCAGAGAGAGAGAGUGUGUGUGUUUGCAAAAGGGGGUAAAGUAGUUUGCUGGCUCUUUAAGACCGAGGUGGAGAGAGAGAGAGAGAGAGAGAGAGAGAGAGAGAAAGAGAGAGAGCGGCAGGCAGAGAAAAGGGAAAAAGGAGGAAGAAGUUUUUUAAAA